UCCGGUCAUGGUCCUGCAGGACUCAAAACAUAAAACUUUGUAUAGCCAACAUUCUGGUUGUCCACCUCGUACCAGUCCUUAGAGCAAAAAAUCGAAACAAUUCGUCAAUGACAAUUAGUAACACUUGUGUCCACCGUACUGUCGACAGUUUUCCCAUCAUCGCCUGUAAGUGUGUCGUCGUUCGCCAGUGAGAUUAAUGAGUACUUAACAACUUUUCAUCUGAGCACAUCAUCUCACACAUAGAAACACAGGCUCCACCGGAGAAGCUUGUUUAGUGUCCCUGAAGUGUGAUACCGAGAAAAAGAUAGUCACCACUGGACCGGGCCACACGUCCACCUCGGAGCAAAAAAUAAAAUAAUGUGACAGAGAGUCUCAUCGCCACUGACUGCUGCUGGGCAGCAGCGCUGCUCAGGGGGAGAUAAUGAAAGAAUAACAGUUUCCUUCCAACUCCCGGAGCUAGAUCCGAGGGAACCGACACAUUUUUUCUGCCCCAACUUGUGUCCAAGCAACGACGACGCGACGUGUUGACGGAGGAGCAAACAAAUUAAAUCUUCAGGCUACCGCUCUGUCGGGUGGUGGUGGUUCACUUGGCGGAUAUCGGUGAAGUAACGUGACAGUUUUCCUCUAUAAUUGCAGACGGUGAUGUUUUCAGGGGUCAGUCCCUUAGGGCUGGAAGGAUUGCGUGAGUUGUGUACGCAAACGUUUGAAAAACCUGUAGCAUGCAUAAUGUGCCGGUUACUCGUCAUAGGGACUCGUUUCGUUCCGCAAUCAUCGCGGAUACCCUCAUUUGUCCAUCUUAAUGUGAUUAGUGGCAAACCACCACCACCAGCCAGCCAGCCAGCUAGCGCGCGGACGGAGAGCGCACAUGAAAACUGUGAGUAAGACGUCGCCGUCGCCGUGCUGGAAUAUGGCAACGGCCUUGGGGAGCUGUGAACAAUCGGACGUGAAACAGUGCGCGCGAAAGAGUGUUGCAGGAGUGGAUUAAUUAGCAUCGCCGCGGCGUAGAAACGGUGUGACAGCCUGCGAUCUCCUGAAGAGUAGUUUCGAUGCAACCGGUCGGAUGCGGUGGAAGGUGCAGUACGGAUAGCGCUAUGGAUUUCAUAAAAAGUCUUUUGCCUCCGCUGAAAUUCCCAAAGUUCCGAAAAAUCAAACAAUGGAAUGGUGCCUCGAUUCUGAAUCUGAGCCAGCUGACGAGUCUGCCGUCGCGCACCAGGAACGUCGGAACGGUGGCCUCGGUGGCGACUCCGACGUCGUCGUUCUCACGUUCCGGCACGAGUUCCACCGUGGCGUCGAUUUCCAACGGGACGAAGGGGCACGCAAGAAGAAGAUCGGACAUUUCGAUUAUUUCGGCCACGGUACCGACCGUGACCGGGAACGGGAACUACGGUCUGUACGCGUUGAAGUGCGACCGGAAUGCGGCAAAGCGAGGGAUUUUGCUGAACCUGCCGAGGAAAAUUACGGCGGUGGUCGGUGGCGAGGGGUCACUUAGCGGAAGCUACCAGUCGGAGGAGAUGGUCCACGAGAAGUUCUCGCCGUGCAAGAGGGUUGUGGAACCGCCGCCGAGGAGGAAGAGAAUGAAGAAGAGGAUGCAGCAGCAGCAACGGCAGCAGGAGAAAAUGGAGAUCUAUUGUGGAGAUCGAUUGGUGGAAAGGAAUCGUAGCGAGCUGUAUAGGAUUGCAGAACGAGGAUCGAAUGAGAAAUUGGAUCAAGCGGAGAUAAGAAAGCCGACUAAAGAGGCAUUAUACAGUGCAAGAAAGACUCGGUCGGUGGAUAACAUACUGGCGUUGAAAAAGUAUUACCCGGGGGAGGGUGAGGAGAGCGAUAGCGAUGCAGAGCAGGUUCGUUCCUUGAAGGUAACGAGAAAACGGGAAUGGAGAGGGAACAAGGGGUUAAAAUACAGUGAAAGUAUGGAAAGUGAUUCGGAGGAAGUUGAAAAGAGGAAGAACCUUGUGCACGGUCGAUUGAAAAAGGCUAGCGAUUUCUCGAUUGAAAACAAUUCUGAUGAAAUUGAGGUUAGGUUCAAGCGGAAUGGCAGUACGGAGAGUGAAGAUGUGUCGAAGUCGGUGGCUCUUCCACUACCGAGCAGAGUCACAGUACUGCGACAGGAAGGAGUCAAGCCGGAGAUAAAGCCAAAGGUAGUGAUGCCAAAACUUUCGGAAAGUCCUCCGAAAAAAGUGGAGAAAUUUGUAAGCUCCAAGGAUUUUGCUGACAAUUUUAAACCGUUGGCCUCAGUGUUACAUGAUUCGAUUAAAAGCACCGAUCUAAAACGCAAAUGGAUUAAUGAUUUUCUCUCUGAAAGUGACGACGAACCCGUGAGACAUAAUCAAUCCGUGGUUUUGAAAAGUCAGCAUUCAGUAGAAUCACUGACGAAAAAGUUUGAAAUGGUCGACAGGUUUGAUCGACAACUUGCAGCCCUCGAAUCGGGCAAAAAACUGAUGUGCAAUGAAUCAGAUGACAGCAUCAAUAUUUUCAAAAAGACCAAUGCUGAUUUCGACGAGUUUGACAAACUGUUCAACGAAGGUAAAUCGUUGAGGGGGCUCGGUAGCGUCAAGAAGACCGUCACCGUCAGCGAGCAGAUUACCUACAUCGAUCAACACAAAACCAAUCAACUGCGCUACUCAUCAUCGUCGAUGGACUCGGACGUGAAGGAAAUACCGAUUCCUCCGCCCCUUCCACCGCCAGUGGCCACGAAGGUAACGGACGGAGCCACCCUACCGAAGAGUACCGUCAAGAUACAGGACUACUACGACAAGAAGCUUCAGCGCGUCCGGUACGUCUCGUCACCAUCGCCAUCGCGAUGCUACGACGAAGACUCGUCCACCGAGCGGACCGAAGCGGUCAACAAUAAUAUAGUGCUUCCUUUAAGUAUAAUCAAUCGUACUAUUGUAGACAACCGUAUUACUACUGAGCAAGUGCCAACAAGUGCAAAAGCAGUAGCCCAAGAAGAACCUAGCGCUAACGAGGCGAAUCAAAACAUCUACCCAGAAACCUAUAACCAAUCAGCUAAUAACGAUCAUAUCCCGUAUAAUCUAGAAGAUACCGACAACCCUAGUUAUGUCGGACAUAAUCAAGCAACUACCAAUAGUAGGGACAGUCUUAGUCAUAAUGUUUUUAUCGUGGGUGAAACUUUCAAGCGAAGCGAGAAGACCACCGGCGGAGAUCCGGUCAAGCGUUACGUCAACUACAAGUUCGAUGACUACUGUAAAAUCGAUCGGGGAGAAACGGUGCGGAGUCCACCAACGGUACCCAAGGGUCCAUCGAGAAUCUUCAACCUCAAUGACUUUCACGACAGUUGCUAUAAUGAGGAAGGGGUUGUCAUCAUAUGAAGGACUGCCGUUGGGAAUUCGAUUUCAUAUUUGGCUCCAGAACGAGUUGUUUGUGUAGGUAACUGUGGAGUGACACCUAGGGCGAGUGACCACGUUUUAAUAAAUAUAUUACUUAU
This is a messenger RNA of Armigeres subalbatus, 3442 nucleotides long. RefSeq lists its product as uncharacterized. The transcript has 3 exons. Bases 1047 to 3326 code for a protein of 759 amino acids. NCBI's taxonomy places the organism in Eukaryota, Metazoa, Arthropoda, Insecta, Diptera, Culicidae. The record is from RefSeq and is a predicted model, not a curated record.